This is a messenger RNA of Drosophila gunungcola (fruit fly), 1091 nucleotides long. Its product is annotated as trypsin. The coding region runs from base 279 to 1091 and encodes 270 amino acids. The transcript has a single exon. Gene Ontology annotation, biological process: proteolysis. Gene Ontology annotation, molecular function: serine-type endopeptidase activity. The record is from RefSeq and is a predicted model, not a curated record. NCBI's taxonomy places the organism in Eukaryota, Metazoa, Arthropoda, Insecta, Diptera, Drosophilidae.
UUUAUAACCACUCCUCGAUUUUAAGAAUGAACAAUGAAAUGAUUAAAUAGUUAUCUUAAAACUCUUAUGAGACCUCGGUCCCGCGUGCUUACAAAAAACCAGAUAAUCAGAGAGAAUUUCGCCAAACAUAUUAAUUGGCCAAUCACUUAUGCGAACGCCAGUAGGUCGCAAGCCAAAGGUGGGGGUCAUUAGCAUUCUUGAUUCCAUACACCUUUUUUCCACUGGCCUGGAGCUCGCGCCCAAAGGUCAAGAACUUGACUUUCAGUUGCCGGCCAAGAAUGGCACUUUACGGUCGAUUUGUUUUUGUACGGAUGAUGAAACUUUCGGCGCUGGUUUUAUGGCUCAUUUAUGGCCAUAAAACACUGGCUAAAUCGCCGCAGGAACGGAUCAUAGGUGGUGUGGAACUGCCCAUUCACCUGUCGCCCUGGUUGGCUUCAUUGAGUGUGAAUGGAAACUAUAGUUGCAGCUCGGCCUUGAUUACAACUCAGUGGCUUGUGACGGCGGGACAUUGUGUUUACUAUCCGGGUAGAUACAUGCUUCGAGCAGGGUCCGCAUAUGCUGAUGAGGGUGGUCAGGAGAGGGAUGUGGCCAGGAUCAUCCUCCAUCCGGAGUUCAAAAUACGAACUUUGGACAACGACAUUGCCUUGUUGAGGACUAGUAAGUCCUUCCGUUUGGGAGGAAACGUUCAACUGGUAAAGCUUCCACUGCCAGGACUCAGUGUCCUUCCCCGGAAUCUUUUGGUUGCCGGUUGGGGCACAGUAAGUGCCAACGACAGUGACUCGUCACCACGGCUACGUGGCACACUGGUGGAGGCCAUAGAUCAAAGACGCUGUCGCCGACUGUACUUCCACCUGAACCGGCCAAUAACGGACAACAUGCUGUGUGCUGCGGCCGCUGGAAGGGAUCACUGCUACGGGGACUCAGGAGCUCCUUUGGUGCAUCGCGGCAGCAGCUAUGGAAUCGUCUCCUUUGCCCAUGGCUGUGCUGAUGCACAUUUUCCGGGCGUCUACACCCGGUUGGCCAACUAUGUGACCUGGAUCUUCAACGUCCUGGAAGCGGACAAUGAAAUUAACAUAAAUGGCAUGGAGUAA